AUGGAGGAGGAUACAGUAAUGAUUUUCGACAUCGGAAAUCCGGAAAGCUGCAAAGCGCUGUGGAAGAGCUGCAUCGAGCACCAUACGUUUUUUCGCCUGAUUGCUCCACCGGCUGCACCACCGAAAUCAAUCUUUAACAUUGGCAGUCGUUUUCGGUACAGAGUUACUGCCGCAACUGUGCAUCAUUUGCUGAAGCAGCAUCUAUAA
Gongylonema pulchrum is the source of this 207-nucleotide messenger RNA. Lineage: Eukaryota; Metazoa; Nematoda; Chromadorea; Rhabditida; Gongylonematidae. The record is from the annotation of a GenBank genome assembly.